AUGGAAAAGUCCGACGUGAUAUUCGAGCCUGCGAGUGCGACGUACCAAGUGGACUACAUCACGGAUGUAAAGCUCGAAUCAAAGCUGGGAUCAGAUAUCCCGCUCUACGAUAUGUAUUUCGAGAUGCAUGGAGAGAAAGAGAACAGGAAACUCGAGAGGAAGUGGGGGACUCAAUUCAACUCCGAAAAGGAGGACUACUGGCUCUUUUGCGUCCACUGUCAUGAUGCCGAGUGCGAGUUCAUCAUUGGCGGCAAAACCUUUGUUGUGACCACAUCCGCGCCCAGCCUCCGCAACUUCAGCGACGAAGAGGUCUAUAAGAUCGAUUACGGAAUGCCCCAUCCUUACCCCUACUACGUUGAGUUCGUCGCCAAUCUUCGCAAGACGUGGGACCGCUACGUGGCUAUUCGAUGUCCCAAAAUGAGCAAUCCGGCGAUCACUGUCAAGGCGACAGGCAAUUACGGGGCCCUUCAAUGGGUAGGCUUGUUUGUCAAGGCAGCUGUUGAUCAGAAGAACCAAUUCAUUACGGUCAAAACCUCCAAUCGACUUCUACCACAGUAUGCCGAGAGAAUCAAGGAUUACUCCUGGUUUUCAUGGGACGGGCCAGUCGACGUGACCGAUCGAACAAUCACACUCUUUCCUAAGCAGCUAUUUGGAACCAAAGGCAAUAGUCAGGAUUUAUACGAUGAAUAUGUUACGUCAAACCCCCAGAACACCGUCGGGGAAAAACACUUCGCCAUUGCUCGAAACUAUCGUAAACCUGCCUUUCCGUACCAAGGCAGUCAGCCGGGUUCGUCUGAUGAAGUCGCCAUCGGAAGCCAAGGACUGAAUCAUGGCUUCAAGGAUAGGAUUACCAAGGCGCAAUGCUUGAAAUAUGUGUGGAGUGUCGACCAAAGGACCGAAUUUGCCAUCUGGAGAGACCCAAGAGUUCCGCCUCCGUCAGGCGGGCUGGCAGGCCCAACCGCAGCCUGUUUAUUUGCAAUCGACUAUGCUACCGGAGUCGAAAUCAAACAACAGGAUGUUCACGGGCUCGAGAGUCUUUUGGUUAUCUUUGGGACCAUAGCAGAGGUAGUGGGCUAUGCUAUGACCGGCAAUAUUGCCAAGGGUUUCAUGGCUCUUUUGGAGAUGCCAGACAAAGCCAAAGAAAUAUCAACCAAGGCCAGCAUUCACGGUUUUGUCAAGGCAGUGUUGGAACUUGCCGAGACCACUGAGAAUGAACUUUCUAAGAAGGCAAAAGAGGUGAACAAGAAAUCCACGAAAGAAAUUGCCGACACGAAAGAUCCUCCAGCUUCUGAUUUUGGCUCUAACUAA
Molecule: messenger RNA, 1308 nt
Organism: Penicillium alfredii
Lineage: Eukaryota; Fungi; Ascomycota; Eurotiomycetes; Eurotiales; Aspergillaceae
Exons: 1
Coding region: 1-1308 (435 amino acids)
Source: RefSeq, a predicted model, not a curated record